AUGAGUGCCACAUACUGUACUACGUACAAAGAACGAAAUUGGAGUGCUAAACGGAGACUGAGGGCCUUGAGGGAAAAUCCGGAAUUACGACCAGCACAUACAACUUAUGGAGGCCUCGGAUAUACUAUGUUCAAAAUAGCUCAUGGGCAAAAGAGUAUCAAAAACGCCAGAUUGCUCUCCUACCAUUUGCAUAGUUACAUUGUUCAGCGGUCAAGCGGUGAAAAGAAAACGGAAUCCUUUCUGAGAAGAGCGCACAGAAAAAUUCUUUUUGUGCAUGACUUUUGUUGUCAAGUGGCAGAGGAAACAAAUGUAUACGUACUAGAUUUGUUCCUGAAAGACUCAUUGGUUGCUUAUAUAUCGCUUGAACUGGAGCUUCUACAAGACCAACGCUUAACUGAAAAUAAAAAAUCUCAAUUGGCUUUGUUAGAAAGAGUAAAAUUUUUAUUGACAAAGAUUUAUUCAAGUUACACUUCAUAUUCGAUUAGAGGUUUUAAUAAAAUUUGGGUUUAUGAAAUGAUCUGGAAGUUGUUGGUCAAUGAGCCAUUGAUUCUACCUGAUUUUUUUAACGAUUUUUUGAAUACCAUCAAGUGCAAUCUUCCUCCUUAUGACCCGGACGAGCCAGAUCUGCCAUACUUUUCCGUAAACUUAUUUGAAGCAAAAGAAAACUUAAAUGAAGCAAAAGAAAACUUUAUAGAUCCUUUGUAUGCUGAGGCACAAAACACUACUACUGAAAGCGGACUUACAGUAGUCGAUCUGACAGCUCCAGAACUAGCUGAAAAUGUGGUUGUCGAUGUUGACGCUGAGCCACAAAAAACUACUACUGAAAGUGAACUUACAGUAGUCGAUCUGACUGCUCCAGAACAAGCUAAAAACGUGGUUGUCGAUGUUGACCCUGAAGAAACUGAUCCAGAUAUUGAACCUAUAAUUUGGGAACAGUUAAAAUAUUUGCAGACCUAUGUCAGUGAUAAAUUUAAAACAAGCAGACCCAGUUCCAUUUUGACAGCUAAUACUGAAAUUUCUUUGUAUGACUCAGAAGGAGAAGAUAAUACCAGCUCCAAUCUGAUGGUUUAUAAACCUCCGAAUGUGACCAUAGAUUUGACUGAAGAGGAGCAGGCUGAAACUUGUUCGAGUCAGCCCUGGACGAUUAAUGAAGUGGGACAAAAUAAUAAUAAUAAUAAUCAAUUGAUGUCUAACAGGGUGCAAAGUUUGCUCUCUGAGCUACAACAGAUUGCUGGUACUUCAAAUAUGGUUAUAAGUGUAAGGGAUGGCCGUGUGGAAAUUAAUACUAGAAGACAAUCUGAAAAUAAUGAACCUGUAAGAAGGGCAAUCGAAAGUUCCUAUGAUGAUAAAAGACAAGAGGAUAAUACACCAAGCAACGACAACAACUUGGAAAUUGAUCAAAAUAAUUUGAAAACUGAAUCAAAUUCACUUGAUCCUUUGACACAUGUUGCUGAUUUUAUAGACUUGUCAGAAGAUGAGCCUCUCCUCCUUUCACAACGCUGCUUAUCGGAAGAACUUUCUUUUCCAAAUGAUGUCUUUGAUGAUUUGUCAGAAGAUGUUGCACAGAAAAAUUCAGAAGAAGUAGAGUCAGCAGAAAAAGAUCCUUCUCAAACUGAGCCAGUUCCAAAAGAGAGCAAUUCAGAAGAUUAUUCAUUUGAUGACGUGCAACCAUGUACAAAAGAAAACCUAGCUGAAGAAAUAACAGAUUCCCAGGCAACAGAAGAUUCUUCAAAACUAGACUUAGAAGAUGUUUUACUUAGUGAAGACAAUAUAGAUAUUUCACAAAGCAAACUCACUUCACCAACAAAUAAUGAUGAGGCAAUAGAUGAGGAUAAGUUACUUGGUGAAGAAGAAGAAAAUAAUGAAUUUUCAGGAAGUAAAGAUAACGAACCAGGUGUUAAAGAAAUUGAAAAUCAGGACAAAGCUGAAAUUGAGCCAGUAAUUGAGUCAGAAGAUGAUUUACUUGGUGAAAUGGACUAUAUUGGUUCCUAUAAAGAAGUAGAUGAGGAAUUAUUGAUAGGAGAAGAUGAAAAUGGCAGUAAAUUUCCAGUACAUGAUACAAUUUCGAAUAAACCCGGUGACGUUAUAGAAGAGAUGGCUACAUUUUUAGGAAACUAUGGCACAGAUGGGAAAUUGCAAAAAAAUACAGAUAAACCAGCUACAUCUACAUCUUCAGUAGCUAAAUUUUCAGAGAGUGAAAAUAAAUUGAUAUUCAAGGAAACACCUUUGGAACCACUUGUGGAAUUUAGGGAAAAAGACCAAUGUAGGAAGGAGGAAGGAGGUGCAACUGAAUCUGAGAAACAUGUUCCGACAUCUGAAGAUAAUUCAGUUACUCAAGAAACGAACCUAGUACCCGAAAUUGUUCAAAGUAAUCCUACAGAAGUCUCACUGUCAGCUGAUGUUUCAGAGGCUCAAUCAACCUUUGAAGAUAAUACUAUAAAACAAACUGAAUCACUUACCAAAACAGACCUUCAAGUAUCAGACACUGACAAAGCAAUUUAUCCACCUCAACAAGAUAAUUCAGAAAAGGUUUGUGCAGAUCACACUAUUAACACUGAAGCCAAUUUGGAACAACAACCUGUUCAGCAAGCUUCUAAUUUCACCAAUAUAAAACCUGCAGAUUAUUCACCAAUUUUGGACAAAGCUCCACAAACUACUGAUAUUGGCUCUUCAGAACCAAAACCACUUGCUGAAGAACAAGUUGCUGACUCUAACUUAGAAUUACCAGCAAACGAUAACUCGAAACAGCCCUCAGAAGAUCCAGAGUAUACAACGGACCAGCAUUUAGAAGAUUCAUUACUGGCUGAAUCUGAGAUCAAAGUGGAACUAGACCUUCCAGAGCAGCCUUCAGAAGACGCCUUAAUGUUUGUUGACUUAGAAUCUAGAGCAGAAAGUUCUUUAGAAGUCUCUGCUGAAUUGCCUUCAGAAACUCCUGAUUCAAAUAUUCAUGUGGAAUUAGUUGAAAACCCCGUAGAAGAAGUCUUGCCACAACAGCCUUCAGUUGAUGCUGUUGUUGAAACAAUACCUUCAUCAGAGCAUGGCGAUUCUGUGGAUGAAGCACAGAAAAAAUGUGUAGAAGAAAAACCUUUAGAAGUCUUGCCAGAACAAGAAGGCUCUUCAAAAGAUGCAUUGCUUGUUGAUUCUGAGGCUAAAACAAAGAUGGAAAAUUCAGCAGAAAAACUCUUGGAAGUCUUGCCAGAUCAAGAAGGAUCUUCAAAAGAUGCAUUGCUUGUUGAGUCUGAGACUGGAACAAAGAUUGAAAAUUCAGCAGAAAAACCCUUGCAAGUCUUGCAAGAACAAGAACCACCUUCAAAAGAUGUUUUGCUUGCUGAUUCUGUGCCUGAAACAAAUUUGGAAUUUUCAGCAGAAAAACCCUUAGAAGUCCUUCCGGAACAAGAACACUCCUCAAAGGAUGUUUUGCUUGUUGAUUCUGUGCCUGAAACAAAGUUGGAAGAUACUGCAGAAAAACCCUUAGAAGUCUUGCCAGCACCAGAACAUUCUUCAAAAGAUGUGCUGCUUGUUGACUCUGUGCCUGCAACAAAGUUGGAAUAUACAGCAGAAAAACCCUUAGAAGUCUUGCCAGAACCUCUACAAAAUGCGCUGCAUCUUGAUUCUGUGGCUGAAACAAAGUUGGACUGUAGGACAGAAAACACCUUAGAAGUUCUACCAAACAAGCCACCAGCUGAAGUUGAGUUGGAAUGUGAAGCAGAAAAACCCCUGGAAGUCCUACCAGAACAGAUUUCAGCAAGUGCAAUGGUUUCCUGUUCUGUGACCAAAUCAGAGUUGAGAUGUGAAGCAGAAAAACCCUCAAAAGUUCUGCCAGAACAGCCCUCAAAAGAAACAUUGAUUGCUGAUUCUGUGAGCAGAUCAGAGUUGGAAUGUGAAGUAGAAAAACCUUCAGAAGUCCUGCCAGAACAGCCCUCACAUAAGACAUUGAUUGCUGAUUCUGUGACUGAAGCAGAGUUGAAAUGUAGUACACAAAACCUACCAAAGACAUCACCUCCAGAAGUUCCAAUGCAAGCUGAUUCUUCAAUGUUGGAACAUGUAGCACCACUCUCAAACACCCAGGAAGAGAAACUUGUUGAACAGCGCUCAGAAACUAAAGUAGACUUGAAAAGUAUACCAGAAAAAUCCCUGGGUUUAUUACAAGUGCCAAUGGAAAAACCUUCAAAAACAGAAGUGCCAGAACCUUUGGGAUCAAAAACUAAAGAAAAUACUCCGGAAGAACCAUUUUCAACUCAGAGAAUUGAUCAUUGUGUAAAUAUUGUGUCAAAUUUAGUGAUGAAAACUUGUACUUUUCCAAUACAAAAACAAAAACCAAAACAGCGGAAAACGUUCCAAAGAAAAUCAAUUGAGAGCACUUUAAGGAAUUCCAAAGAAAGUGAAGUGGCUCCCACUGUGCAUUUUACUGGAGAAUCGCCUCAAAUCAUAGAGUUGCCAAUGAAAAACAUUGAUUUUACACAAGUUCCUUUAAUUGACGCACUCAACAAGCAGUCGCAGGAUGUUGACACCUCAACAAAACAAACAUCUAGCUCUGAAUCUGAGAAAUUUAUUAAUAUUAAAGAAAGUUCUACUGUUGAGCCUAAACAAGACAAGUCAUCUAACAAUCAACAUCAAAAUGUUUCAUCAUCCACAGUUCAUCAACAAAAUACAGGGGAAGAUUUAACAAAAUUAGACAAACAUAGUGGUAUUUUAGAGAAGAAAGAAAAAACCAAGAGUCAUAGACACUCAAUUGAGAAUCUGCUAGCUUUAGAUGAAAAAAUAGUACAACCAGACAGUAAUAUUCCUCAUACUUUGGUAUCUGUGACUGAAUCAAUUGCUGAACAAAUACCUCCAAAAGAAGAAGCCUUAGAUCUUAAAAAACCCACCCACUAUGAAUCACAAUUGCCUCCUAGAAGAUUGUCAAGAAAAACUUCAAGUUUCUUAAGCGAAGACGUACUUAGAAAUUUGCCACAAGACAAAAUUCAAACCUAUUACCCAGAUUAUUCUUUGUAUUCACGUCAGCUAAGUGACGAAAUCAACAAUGAGGCUUUAAACCUUAGCCACUCUAAAGAAGAUUAUAGCAAAGAUGCUUUAAAUCUCUCAACUGAUAAAAAUAAUUUUGAACAAUUUCUAGAUCGGACACAAACUGAAACUAUUCCAGUAUUGAUACCUGAAGAACAGAUUAGACAUGCACCGAUUGAAAACGUAAAUUGGCAAAUUGCAACAAUACCAAUAACACCUUUGCCUUUAAAUCUUCAAAUACCAGAUUCUUAUCAUGUUGCAUCAAAUUCAUUGGAGCCUAGGGUUCCCGCUGCCUACGUGCAAAGCCCAAUCAAUCUCUUACAAUUAGCCGAUGUUGCUUCACAAGAUAGGUAUUUACCAGUCCCUCAACUCAAUACCAGUCAACCAGAGUCUCCAAUUUCCACCGACUCUGAGGGUAAAUUAGAAAUAGAAUUACCUCCAGAGGCGUUGGUUGUUAAAAAGGUUGCUAAAUCAAGUAAACAAAUCAUGUCAGUUUCUGAGGUUGUGAAGAGACCUAAGACAAAAGCUGAAUUGAAAGGGCUCCCAGAAGAUUCCGAUGAUGAUGUUCCUUUGGAUGUCAGAAUGAAAAGGCGAAAACGUGGCAGACCAAGAACCACAACCAAAUCAAGUAAAAAAGUCUCAAAAAAGAAGAAAGCUAAAAAAGAACCCUACACCGCAAAAUUAAGAUCCAGGUCUGUGUCAAGUAGUGAACCCAAAAAAAUCAAAGAAGAACCAUUAAUUAUUGCUUCUCCAAAACCAAGAUCAAGAAAAUCUUCAGCCUCACAAGAUGCUGGCAAAACUGCAAAAGUAACUAAAAUAGCAGAGCCAGCUGUGAUACAAUUGGAGAAAAAGGAAGUUAUUGCUGAACCAUUAAUUAUUACUCCUGCAAAACCGCAAUCAAGAAAAUCUUCGGCUUCACAAGAUGCUGGCAAAACUGAAGAGGUAACUAAAACAGCAGAAGCAGUUGUGAUACAAAUGGAGAAAAAAGAGGUUAUUGCUGAACCAGUUAUCGUAGAAGCCGUACCAGAAACUGUAACAAAACCUUUAGAAAUCUCAGCAAGUACCUCAGAAUUAAUAUUAGCUACUUCACCACCAUUUAAAAAACGCUUCAAAUUUCUGGAGAAAAAAAACCCUAUGCUUGAAGGGAUGAUUGCCAAAGUAUCUGUAGCAGUUCAAAGACACCAAGAUAAUUUUGAUAAAAUACAUGAUUUCAACGUGGAACCUACUUACCCUAAAAUAAUUGUACCAGAAGAAGAAAAGCUUGCAUCAUCAUCAGUUGUAGUGCUUAAAGGAAUUCCUAAAAAUGAUCCUAUAUCUGAAGAAACUCAAAAAUCUUUCAUGGCUAAAAUAGAGCUAGAAAAGAAAGUUACUGACUGUGUAUCCACAGAAAAACAACUUCCUAAGAAAAGAUCUAAAGAAGAUACUUCAUCAUUAACAGAUGUUGAAGAUACUCAACCAGAACCACCUAAAGGUCGUCGCAAAAGGCAAAAAAAGCGUGCCUCUGAGAGUUUGGUAAAGGAACCGUCAGCAGUUGCAGAAGCUUUAGAAGAUAAUCUUGCAGAAGUGGAUAAUACAAAAAUACCACAAACCCAUCAGAAGAGACGAACUUCACUACGUGCUUCUGAGAGUAUAAAAAAGCAAUUGGCCGAGGAAGAAGUGUCAACUCCGAAAAAAGAAUACAUUUCUGAAUCUUCAACAUCAGCUGAAAAGCUAAUGGAAGAGAGACGAGACGUUUCAGAAGCUUCAACAGCAAUGGAUGGCGAUAAUACAGAAACUCAGAGGAAAAGUUCACAAAAAAGACGCGCUUCAAUACGUGCUUCUGAAAUUUUACUCAAGGAAUCAUUGAUAAAUGAUGAAAUUACAGAAAUCGAAAAGAAAAAAUCUCAAAAAAGACGCACUUCAACUCGACUUGUGAAACCAUUGGCAGAGGUAGAAUCAACUUCUGAAAUAGAAGUGGCAACAUCAGAAGAAAUUCAAGAAGAAAAAGCUGCACUUUCUCAAAAAAGACGCUCCUCAAUGCGUGGUGCUGAAAUUACAGACUUACCAGAGAAGACAAUAAUUGAUGAUUUAUCAGUUAUAUUAACAAGAGAACCUAAUUUGAGGGAAACAUCCAAUGAAGUAGAAUCUUCAUUACUAAAUGAAGAGACAGAGGUUCCAGAAAGAAAAGUAGGAAAAGCAUUAGAUGAUACAGCUCCACUACGGCUAUCUAAAAAAGCAGCUGCUUUACUGCAUAAGCCAAAAAGAGGGCGUCCACCGAAACGAAAAGUAAUUGGUCCGUCUAAAUGUGAAGCUGAAGAGGACCAAUCUGGCAAGAGUGUUGAAGAAGCUGCUAUUCAAGCAAAAAAUACGCCUGAAGACAUGAAAUCAAGCGUUACAGAAACAACUCCUGAAGUUGCUAAGAAUAUAUCUGAGGAAUCAAUUAAAUCUGAAGCUGCUGUCAUUGAAUUGUCCUCUAAAAGCAAUAAGCCCAAGAAUAGGAAAUCAAGUAUUACAGAAACAAUUGCUGAAGUGGCUAGCAAGUCUCUGGUAGCUGAAAAGUCAAGUAUUGCUGCUGAAGAAGCUGAGACACAGUUCAAGAAAUCAAGUGCUGAAAAGUUGACUGUACCUGAAGUGCCUAAAAAUAAAUCCAAAAAAUCUGGUGAAUCUGAAAAGACCCCAACUGCUAGAAAGUCAAGUCUUGCUGAAACCAUUGACGAAGUUGCUAAAAAUAUAUCAGAAAAAUCAAGUAUCACAGAAACAAAAAUAGGUGAGAACGACAAGUCUAAAACAUCCAUUCUACCAAAAGGGGCAUUAAUAGAUAAACAAUCAAGUUCGACUGAAAGUAAACUUAAAGAUGCUCCAGCGUCCAAAAGUAAAACAAAAAAAUCAAGUGAAUCGGAAAAGACCCCAAUUGAUGAUAAGUUGAUUAUUGCUGAAGUUGCUAAAAAUGAAAAACUAAGCUCAUCUGAAAAGCCAUUGGUUGCUCAAGACAAGAAUAAAUACAGAAAAUCAAGUACGUCUGAAAAAACUCCAAUCGCUGAAAAGUUACCAGUUGCAGAAUCAAUUCCUGAAGUGACUAAAGUCAAAUCCAGAAAAUCUAGUGUAUCUAAAAACAAGCCAGUUGCAGAAGCUGAAGUGACUAAAACUGAAAGCAAGUCAGACAAACUAAGUUUGUCUCAAGAGGCUCUUGUUGUUGGAAAAUCAGCUGAAGUAACUGAGAAACAGUCCAAAAAAUCAAGUGCAUCUGAAAAGACUCAAAUUGCUGAAGAGUUAACUGUUUCAGGAGUAACUACAACUGGAUCCAAACAAUCUAGUGUAUCUAAAAAGACUCCAAUUGUGGAAAAGUCAUCUGUUGCAGCACGAAUUCCUGAAGUUGACAAACAACCAAUAGCUGGAGUGGCUAAAAAAGAAAGUAAGUCAGAAAAAGUAAGCUCAUCUCAAGAGGUUCUUGUUGCUGAAAAAUCAGGCAUUGCUGCUGAAGUAUCUGAAAAUCAGUUAAAAAAAUCAAGUGCAUCUGAAAAGACUCAAAUUGCUGAAGAGUUAACUGUUUCAGGAGUGACUAAAACUAGAUCCAAACAAUCUAGUGCAACUAAAAAGACUCCGAUUGUGGAAACAGCAUCUGUUGCAGAACCAAUUCCUGAAAAAUCCAAAAAAUCCAGUGAACCAGAAAAUACUUCAAUUACUAUUUCAGAAACAAUAGCUGAAGUGGCUAAAAAUACAACUAAAUCAGAAAAACUAAGCUCAUCUCAAGUGGUUCUUGUUGCUGGAAUAUCUGAGAAUCAGUCCAAAAAAUCAAAUGCAUCUGAAAAGACUCAAAUUGCUGAAGAAUUAACUGUUUCAGGAGUGACUAAAACUAGAUCCAAACAAUCUAGUGUAUCUAAAAAGACUCCAAUUGUGGAAACGUCAUAUGUUGCAGAAUCAAUUCCUGAAGUUGAUAAACGUAAGACCAAAAAAUCCAAUGAACCGAUUGCUGAAAAGUCGAUUAUUCCCAAAACAAUAGCUGAAGUGGCUAAAAAUGAAAGUGAGUCAGGAAAACUAAGCUCAUCUCAAGAGGCUCAUGUUGCUGAAAAAUCAGGCAUUGAAGCUGAAUUUCAAUCAAGUGAAUCUGAAAAGACUCAAAUUGCUGAAGAGUUAACUGUUCCAGGAGUGACUAAAACUCGAUCCAAACAAUCUAGUGUAUCUAAAAAGACUCCAAUUGUGGAAACCUCAUCUGUUGCAGAAUCAAUUCCUGAAGUUGAUAAACGUAAGACCAAAAAAUCCAAUGCUGAAAAGUCGAUUAUUCCAGAAACAAUAGCUGAAGUGGCUAAAAAUGAGAGUGAGUCAGAAAAACUAAACUCAUCUCAAGAGGCUGUUGUUGUUGAAAAGCCAGAAUCAAUUCCUGAAGUAACUAAAACUAGAUCCAAAAAAUCAACUGCAUCUAAAAAGACUCCAAUUAUUGAAACCUCAUCUGUUGCAGCAUCAAUUCCUGAAGUUGAUAAAAAUAAGUCUGAAAAAUCCAGUGAAUCAGUAAAUAACCCAAUUGCUGAAGUGGUUAAAAAUGAAAGCAGGUUACUAAAAACAAGAUCAUCUCAAGAAGCCCCAAUAGCUGAAAAGAAAACAGUAGUUGCAGAAUCAAUUCCUGAAGUCACUGAAAUUAACCCAAAAAAAUCAAGUGCAUCUAAAAAGACUCCAGUUGUCGAAACCUCAUCUGUUGCAGAAUCAAUUCCUGAAAUUGAUAAAAAUAAGUCUGAGAAAUCCAGUGAAUCAGUAAAUACCCCAAUUGCUGAAGUGGUUAAAAAUGAAAGCAAAUCAGGAAAAACAAGAUCAUCUCAAGAGACUCCAAUAGCUGAAAAGAAAGCAGUAGUAGCAGAAUCAAUUCCUGAAGUAACUGAAAUUAAACCAAAAAAAUCAAGUGCAUCUAAAAAGACUCCAGUUGUUGAAACCUCAUCUGUUGCAGCAUCAAUUCCUGAAGUUGAUAAAAAUAAGUCUGAAAAAUCCAGUGAAUCAGUAAAUAUCCCAAUUACUGGAGUGUUUAAAAAUGAAAGCAAAUCAGGAAAAACAGGAUCAUCUCAAGAGACUCCAAUAGCUGAAAAGAAAACUGCAGCAGAAUCAGUUCCUGAAGUCACUGAAAUUAAAUCCAAAAAAUCAAGUACAUCUAAAAAGACUUCAGUUAUCGAAACCUCAUCUAUUGCAGCAUCAAUUCCUGAAGUUGAUAAAAAUAAGUCUGAAAAAUCCAGUGAAUCAGUAAAUAUCCCAAUUGCUGAAGUGGUUAAAAAUGAAAGAAAGUCAGGAAAAACAAGAUCAUCUCAAGAGACUCCAAUAGUUGAAAAGAAAACUGUAGCAGAAUCAAUUCCUGAAGUCAAAUCUAGUGUAUCUAAAGAGACUCCAAUCGUUGAAACGUCAUCUGUUACGGAAACAAUUCCUGAAGUUGAUCAAAAUAGGUCUGAAAUUAUUGCAGAAGUGGCUGAAAAUAAAAGCAAAUCAGGAAAACCAAAAUCAUCUCAAGAAACUCCAAUAGCUGAAAAGGGAACUGUAGCAGAAUCAAUUCCUGAAGUUAGAUCCAAAAAAUCUAGUGUAUCUAAAAAGAUUCCAAUUGUUGAAACAUCAUCUGUUGCAGAAUUAAUCCCUGAAGUUGACAAAAAUAAGUCCAACAAAUCCAGUGAACCAGAAAAGACCUCAAUUGCUGAAAUGGCUAAAAAUGAAAGUAAGUCAGCAAAACUAAGCUCGUCUCAAAAGCCUCUUGUUGAAAAAUCACCUGAAGUCACUGGAAAUCAGUCCAAAAAAUCAAAUGCAUCUGAAAAAACUCAAAUUGCUGAAGAUUUGACUGUUUCACAAGUGACUAAAACCAGAUCCAAACAAUCUAGUGCAUCUAAAAAGACUCCAAUUACUGAAAAGUCAUCUGGAAAGGCUCCAACACCUGAAGUAACUGAAAAUAAGUCCGAAAAAUCUGUUGCCCCUGAAAAGCCUUUGGUUGAUUCAAAGUCUACUGUACCGGCUGAAAAGUCACUUGAUGUAGAAAAAAUUCCUGAAGUGACUAAGAAUAAGUCGAAAAAAUCUAGUAUAUCUGAAAAGACUCAAAUUGCUGAAAAAUCAGUUUCUCAAGUGGCUACUGAUAAAUCAAGAAAAUCUGAUGAAUCUGAAAGGAGUCCAAUUACUAAGAAGUCAGCUAUUGCAGAAUUAAUUCCUGAAGUGGUUACAGCAACAAUUGCACAAGAGGCUACAGAUGAUUUGAAAAAAUCAAGUGUAUCUGAAAAAUCAAGUCUUACUAAAACAACUCCUGAAGUGACUAAAGAUAAAUCCAAAAAAUCUAGUGAAUCUCGAAAGAGUGAACUCGCUGAAAAGUCAACUGUUGCAGAACUAAUUCCUGAAAAUAGAUCCAGAAAACCUGGUGAAUCUGACAAGAGCACAAUUGCUAAAAAGUCAACUCUUGCUGAAACCAUUGAUGAAGUCGCUAAAAAUAUGUCAGAAAAGUCAUUGGUUGCUGAAAAAUCAAGUGUUGCAGAAACCAAAAUAGGCCAAGACAAGUCUAAUAAAUCCAUUGUACCAAAAGAAGUAUUAAUUGAUAAACAACCAAGUGCAACUGAAAAUAAACCUAAAGACACUGCAGCAGCUAAAAGUAAAACUAAAAAAUCAAGUGAAUCAGAAAAGACCCCAAUUGCUGUGCCUGAAAGUAAAUCUAAAAAAUCUAAUGAAUCUGAAAAGACCCCAAUUGCUAAAAAUUCAACAAUAACCAUUGAUGAAGUUGCUAAAAAUAAACCAGAAAAGUUGAGUGUACCAGAAGAGUUAUCGGUCGCUGAAAAAUCAAGUGUUACAGAAACAAAAGUCGAUGAAAACAAGUCUAAAAAAUCCGUUAUACCAAAAGAGGCUUUAAUUGAAAAACAACCAAGUGUGACUGAACAUAAACCUAAAGACACUUCAGUAUCUAAAAAUAAAACAAAAAAGUCUAGUGAUUCAGAAAAGACCCCAAUUGAUGAAAAGUUGACUGUACCUGAAGUGCCUAAAAAUCAAUCCAAAAAAUCUAGUGAAUCUGAAAAGACCCCAAUUGCUAAAAAGUCAACUCUUGCUGAAACCAUUGAUGAAGUUGCUAAAAAUAAGCCAGAAAAGUCAAGUGUACUAUUGGUUGCUGAAAAAUCCAUUGUAGCCAAAGAGGCAUUAAUUGAUAAACAACCAAGUGUGACUGAAAAUAAACCCAAAGACACUCCAGCAUCUAAAAGUAAAUCGAACAAAUCAAGUGUUCCUACAGAACCAACCGAUAAAAUGAUUGAUAAUAGAUCUGAGACCACUUUGGAACCCAAGAAACCAAAUAAAUCUUUAAUCAUAUUGGCUAAGAAACCACCCACAGAAGAAGAAAAUAAAAAUAAGUCCAAAGAUAUGUUGGUUCCUGCUAAAAAUGAGCCAAAAAAAGCAACCGGACUACUGGAUAUUCCAAAUUUGAUGGCAAAACAAGACCAAACUAUUCCUGAAGCAGUAUCUAAUGAAUCCAAAAAAUCGAGUCUUGCUGUUGCAAUUAAACUAUCUGAACUUGAAAAAGACACAACAAAAUUGAAAGAAGCUAAAAAACCAUUGUCAACUGAAGAUCCAGAAAAAGUUGACGUUAACUCGCAGGUCACAGAUCUGUGGGAUUGGGAUUACGACAAUGAAAUCGAAUGUCAAUCUUCGUACUAUGAAAAUGCCUAUGGAGCUUUAUGUGAGAGUAUUGCCAAGGAUGAAGAACAAGAUUCGUCAAUUAAACACAAGACAGCUGUUGCUGAUAAGAGAAAGAGGUUAUCCAAAUUGGAUGAUUCCGAUUCAGAAAUUGAAACGAAGCAAAGUUAUUACAAGAGACGACGCAGAGAUAAACCAGAAGAAUCUAAAUCGCUGAGUAGAGAAAAGGACAAAUCGAAAAGGAGUAGUAGUAGUAGGAAAUAUGAGGAUACACCAAAGAAAAUAGACACUUCAAAAGUAGUUGAAAAAAGCAAUAAAGGCACAGAGAAGAGUAGUAAAGAUACAUCAAAACCUAAAGAGAUUGAAAAGACUAAAAUAGAUUCAUCAAAAAUUGCUAAAGACUCUACUGAAAGGACAUCAAAAAUAGUUGAAAAACCUAAAGAAAAGGACAGCGACAAAAAAAACAAAGACCCCUUUGAUGAAUUAUUAAAAUCUUCCAGAAGCGAUAAAAACAAAGAAAGGAGCAGUAGAAGUGAAUAUUCGAGCAGAAAUUCUUUGGACAAAGGAAAAAGUAAAAAUGACGAAUAUAAAAGACCCUCAAAGACAUCAAGCCCGGUAGAGUUAAAAUCAGAAAAAUCCAAAUCCUCUGAGAAAAGUAGUGAUAAAAAGGAUGAAAGAUCCAGCAGCAGAAGAGUUGAUAAAUCACUGGAGAAAGAUAAAAAGCCAACAAAAGAUGAAGUGGGACCAGAUAAAAAAAGAGAAUCAACAUCACGGAGCUCUACCAGAGAACCUAGAAGUCCUGUAACUGAAGUUAAAGGCAGUAAACAUUAUGAGAGUCCUGCUAGGAGCAGCAGAAAUACCAGUUUUUCGAAGGAUGAUAGAAGCAGUAAAAAUACCUCAAGUCAUCUCAAAAGAAGUAGAAGUGAGACAACAAAAAGUCCUGCAAGAGAAGUUAAAAUUCGCAAUAUCGAGACAAAAUCCAGAGAAACUCCUGUAAAAGAACUCAAAAAGAGUAAGAGUAGUAAGAGCGAUAAGCAAAGUCCAGCAAAAGAGAUCAGAUCCAGCAGAAGUCACAGUUUAGAAAAAUCUAUAAAGUCUUAUGAAGACGAAAAGAAAGAUUAUCGCUCAAGUAGAUAUAAGACAAGAAAAGAUGAGAGUAGUUCCAGGGAUAGCAAACGUUUAGAAGAAGAUAAGCAAAAAACGUUAAAAGAGAAAGAAAAGGAUGAUAAACCAAGUUCAACUAAAUCUGAAGAAAUUAAAUCUCAACAAAAACCAAAAGAUGGAGAGGUGUCAAAAGUUAAAGAUGCGAUUAGUAAAGUUGAAGAGAAUAAAGAUCAACAGAAAAAAAAGACUCAUAAAAUUGAAGAAAACAAGUCUCAAAAAAUGCCAAAGGACAAGGACGAAAAGACCUCAAAGGAGACGGCAACCAAAAAGGACGAAAAUAAAUUGGUACAGAAAACAUCACAAAAUAAAGAAACUACUACUAAACCCGAAGAAAAUAAACCAAAACUGGAUCUGAUAAAAGAGAAGGACCAAAAGACCCUGCAAGAUAAAGCAGCUAAUAAUUCUGAAGGAAAAAAAAUAGAAUUAAAAGACCAAAAGGCAGCUGAGGAAAAUAAACUGCCGCACAAAGAAUCCAACAACAAGGUCCACAAACCUGAAACUAAAGCAGAAGAAAACGCGGAAAAAACUAGUAGAAGGGGUAACAAUAAACAUGAUGACACUAUUAAAAAGAUUGUAGUUCAAGAAAUUAAAAUAAUAGAAAAAAAUUCCAAGAGCUCACUAGAACAAAGGUCUGGUAAAGACGAAAAACCAUCAAUCCUUACAUCUAACCUAAGCAAUUUGGAACAAAAAAUAUCAAAAGAAGAAACCAGCGCCAAAAAACCUGAGAAGAAUUAUGCAGAAGUAGUCCAGGAAAAACCUGGCAAUAAUAGUAACAGGCAGCCGGAAACAGUUCAAAUUAAAAUUCCACAAGAGAAAGCUACUAGAAGCCCACUCCAGCCAAAGCUAGUUAGUGCAAGAGCUAGGAGGGAUGAUGAAGAAAAAUGCAAAAGCAUGGUUACGACAACUACUACAGAAUCCCCAAAAGUCUUGCCAAACAAUCCAAAUAUAGUUUUGGAAAAUCGUCUUGUAGAUUCAACUAAUAGAAAAAGAAAAGACGAUUCGUUAAUAAUUGACACUACACCAAAAAAGACUAAAAUUAAUGUUCCUAGCACUUCAACCCUUGAACAAAACUCCAACAAACGUAAAAGCAACGAAGAAGUUGUUCAAGAAACCAAAAAACUUUGUGUGGUCGGAAACAAAACUCAAUUCCUCACCAUACCCGAGGCAGACAAACAGUUUCGUGAACUAGAACCUUUGGUAACUGAAAUUAUCGCUCGAAGUAUAGAACCUGAAUACAGCAAUAUCCUUGACAAUUUAAACCUUGUCGAGCAAAUUUCGGAAAACACUUUGGAACCAGCGAAAGUGGAUAUGGUUCCAUUAGAUUUUUUCGUUACCGAAGAAGUUCAAACUUCUCAGAAUGAAAGUGUAUCUGAAGUCACACCAGAUGUUCAGAUAGGUCAAACAGAGGAUGAUAAAGCAGUCGAUAACAACUUGGCAGGUUCAGAGGCUUUGCUGUACGAUAAUAAUCAUACAGUUGAUCAGCGAAAUUUCGAAAGUUUUUACAAUGACAUUAUGAUUAAUCAAUUAACUGAUUUUUUGGAGAUUGACGGUACUGUUGAAACAGGACUGGCAUUUAAUUCUGUGAACACCAAUGAUCAGAUGCCAUUUUCAAACAGCGAAUUUAAUUCAAUUUAUCCUGGUUCAUCGCGAGAUUGUCUCGUGCGAAAUACCGAUUCACAAUCAGCACCUUAUCAAACAAUUUCAGUCAAUACGGAAUUGGAGAAUCAGCACCAAUUAGAUGACCAUUCCUAUGCCGAUGUCGUAGAAACAGUGGAAAAUUUCCAAAAAUCAAUUCAGGGCAGUCCGAUCCCUGCAAUAUCACCUCAGUCAAGCGAGGCAUCUACUAUAAAGUCUAUGGUUAUUGAUCAGGAUAACGUUGAAAUGCAAUACACACAAUUUGAUCCCAUGUAUCAGGAAAACACUAACGAUUGUAUUAUGGUUUCAUCCGUUCCAACAACAAUGUCACAGACAAAUCAUUAUCAAAGCGAAUCACUUGAAACUGAACAAUCUACUUCUACAAUGGACUUAUUAAUUAGUGGCAGUCAAAAAUCUGAAAACCCCAAAGAAUCUGAUAAUUCUGAGAUGAAAGAAACUACUGUGUCUUUCAACACUAGUGACAACACUGUUAUUUCAGAUGGAACACUUGAACCUUUGGAAUUUAAUACCAGUGAUAACCCUGUUAUUUCACUUGAAUCUUUGGAUAUGAUGUUAUUUUUUCAAAGUGGCAGGAAAUCGUUUGAUGCGCACAUUCAACCGUUAAACAAUAUUGGCGACAUUUUGGAACCUCACAAAACUGACCAGAAAAUGGCGGAAGGUUUGCCUCUAAAACUCACACCGUCACCAUCACCUACUUCCGAUGUUGUUGUAUCAACUGAAAAUAUCGUUCUCCAGAAAGAGGAGUUUUUGCCUCAAGCAGUUACUACACUUGAGUAUGAAUUACCCAAAACUAAAGUUCAAACAUCACCUCCAAAAGUCAGUACUCCACCAACUCCUGAAGCUGAAAUGUUAGAAAUACCCAAACGGAUUAAUCAGAAGAGAAAAGUUAAAGCACCACCUCGAAAAGUGACUCUACCGACACCUCAAAGAGCUACCCCAACAUCAACAAUAACUUCUGAUCCAUCAACACGUAUUCGUGUUAAACCUAUGCAGCAAUUGCUUGUAUCAGAAGGUAUGAUUCCUCCAGCAGCUCCUAAGAGUCCCCAUACAUCUAAUUCACCAACAGGUAAUUCUGUUGGUGCAAGAAUAAACAAACCCAGCAUGCUUGUUUUAUUAGAACAAAGUUUACAUCCCACCAUUGGAAAUACCACGACAUCAUUGUGCCCCGAAUCACCGGUGCGUCAAGGAACAAGAAGUUCCACCAAAAAAAUGCAAGAAGCCUUGCAACUCAGCAAAAAUAAACCAGCUAUAGACCCAUUCGAUCAGUUCAAAAACCAACCGAUUCAAAAUCCGUAUUUUAUCGAAACCCAAAACAGAAAAAGGGCAGAUUCUAGAAAAAGUAGAGCUGAAGAACUGGAACAGGAGCGACAAGAAAAGGAGCGCUUGCAACAAGCUCAACUAAGACAGGAACACUUGCUCAAACAGGAACAGUUACUAAAACAGGAACAGUUACUCAAACAUGAACAGUUACUCAAACAGCAACAACAACAAGUGCAACAGGCUGUACAAAGGCAAGAACAAGAAAGAUUGCUUAGAGAAAAAGAGGAACUGAAAAGGCAAGGGGCAGUGAAAAAAGUUCCACAACAACCGAUAGACUAUAAUAAGCAGAAACAAGAACAGUUAUUGAGGAAAAAGCAGGAACAAGAACAAUUAAAAAAAAAGCAAGAACAAGAACAAUUAUUGAAGAAGAAGCAGGAACAGAUGAUGAGACAGGAGUUUCAGAGGCGCAGACAGGAAAUCCCUCGGCAACCAGAAUCAAGCAGAGUUAGUGUUGGCCACGAAAAUAAUUGGAGUCCUGCCACAGCUGGACCGAGUACUUCCAGAGCCAGGCCGUCAAGUAGGGGUAAAAGCAAGAGCGAUCCGUACGAGCAUGGUGCCUUUGGGGAUGCGCGUAACCACCAAACGCAUUUUGCUGCUGACGGCAGACUUCGUCCAACAAGUGGAGUUCCCAGACCAGAACCCACUGUUCCGAACAGAAAAACGGAUCCCUAUACUCCAGUGCACACCACGAGAAUGCAAGGAUCCACCAAUACUAAUACAACUGCACCAAUCCCGGACAAAUGUGUGGAACCGUCGGCCGCAAAAAAGAAAAGAAGAUCCCUUCGAAUGGGGACAUCACUUAUUCCAGCAACUAAAAGAAGCAAAUAUCUCCGAAAGCCUCAGAUUACCAGGUACUAUCAGGCAGACAUAAUACAAGCUUGA
Molecule: messenger RNA, 17628 nt
Organism: Ceutorhynchus assimilis (cabbage seed weevil)
Lineage: Eukaryota; Metazoa; Arthropoda; Insecta; Coleoptera; Curculionidae
Source: the annotation of a GenBank genome assembly